Molecule: messenger RNA, 567 nt
Organism: Bipolaris maydis ATCC 48331
Lineage: Eukaryota; Fungi; Ascomycota; Dothideomycetes; Pleosporales; Pleosporaceae
Source: RefSeq, a predicted model, not a curated record
AUGAAGUUCAUCAAUAUUUUUGCUACAACACUAUCAUUACUUGCCGCUUCUCAUCCGCUGGCCAGUCCUAAAUCGGAGUCGAGUGAUGUCUGGAUUGGCUUGGACUUGAAACAAUGUCUCACAGAUGCCAAUAGCAACCCCCUCCCAAAUUUGGCAGCUCAGCAAGAUACAGCUCGGGCAGUCAUAGCAGCCUACAACACCUGGGACAUCGACGACAUCAUGGCAUAUCGAUCACCUGAUUGCAAACAUCGCGUGUUACCUGCCUCUAUGAACCGGGUCCCGAGGAGCAACGCCGAAUAUCAGGCAUAUUUCAGCGAGAUCAUGCAUCUGUACUCAAAUUUUACCGUCACUGUGAAAGAGGAAGUACAUGAUGCUGCAGCGCGAAAAUGUAUUAUACAUGCAACUAGCCGAGCGGAAACGAAGAUUGGGCCCUACACGAACGAGUAUGCGUUGAUCCUGACCUUUACAGAAGACGGUAGGAAGGUGACCAAGUUUGACGAGUUUGUCGACUCAGCGUACUCUGAACAAUUUGUCCCAGCGCUAGCAAAAGAGUUGCCGCCUCAGUAA